ACUUACAACUAAAGCCCCUUAGCCUGAGUGUAUAUUUACAAAGCACUGUAGUUCAUGUAAAUGGGGUUUUCAUGAAAUUCACGGAGCUGUGACGUAUUAUUUAUGCGACAUAUUUUGCAACGAGAGGGGCACCGCAUCAGCUGGACAAAACUCGUUCGUGACUAUUUAGAACCCCGGUGACUGCUUUAAUUUCGCAAUAUGACACUACGAAUAGAACAGCUUCACUGCACCUCGCGACCAAACUUGACGUCAGACGCGUUGACGCUUUAAAGGUCGCUGUCAGCGUUUUCCUGGAGGAUGUCUGCGACUGCACUGCGUUUGAUUCGAUGCAGGAGACUCAGCACGGUCGGGUUGCCUGGCGUGACCAAGGCGCUGCGGUCGAGGGACCUAAGGAAGAUUGCUAAAGUAACAGCAGCUGCGGUGUUCGGAGGCUGCCUUUUCAUCACUUAUGAGGUGGUGGCCUUGGACAAGGGGGUGACCAUCGAUACCAGUGCGAUUCUGCAGGAGAAGUACAAGUCUUACAUCUACCUUCGAGCCAGUCCCUCUGAUGAAAAGGAGAACGUCGCGGCAGAGCUCACACAAAAGACAAGGAGGGAACUCCACAAAGCGGCAAGGCGCUUUCUGGAAAUUUCUUCGCGGCUUCUGCUGCGGUCAUUAGAUGAACGGCUCAGUAACGUGGACGCAGACCCACACGAGGUGGCCUUAUGGAUCCUACUGAAGAAGACGCAGUCCGAGAAUCGUGCGCUCAGAAUUCAAGCUGCGCAGGAACUGGCGGACAGUUGCCACUGGCACGACUACCAGUACCAGACCGCAGCCCAGGUGAUAGACCAGAGGACCGCAGUGGGCCUUGCUCGAACGCCUCGAGCAGACCUGAGGUUCUUCCUGCGUCCGCCGGCACUCCCUGACCUUGAUGAUGGUUUCUCUGCAGAGGACGGUCUGAGGCAGCUGCUGGCCUCCCUGCCGCAGUCUGAAGUGGACAAAUGCGUUCAGUACUUCACCUCGCUGGCCCUCAGAGAAAGCACACAAGCGUUAGCAGCGCAGAGGGGCGGCCUAUGGUGUUUCGGUGGCAACGGCUUACCUUACGCCCAGAGCCUCACGUCUGUUCCCUCGGAGAAGGUGGAGUCCUUCUGCCUGCAGGCUCUGGUGCAGCACUCCAAGGUCAGGAGCCACUGUGACCACAUCGUGUCCAACGGAGGCCUGCAGCUCCUUCAGAGGGUCUAUCAGCUCCGCAGAGACUCCAAGAAUAUACAGAGGAACAUUGUACGGAUCAUCGGGAACCUGGCACUUAACGAGAGAGUUCACCGGGCCAUCGUGGAGUCAGGGUGGCUGUCAGUGCUGGCCGAGAUGGUGCAAUCUCCUCACGUCAUGGAGGCGUCUCACGCAGCUCGCGCCCUGGCCAACUUGGACAGGGAGACGGUGAAGGAGAAGUACCAAGACGGCGUCUACGUCCUCCACCCGCAAACACGCGGCAACCAGCCGAUCAAAGCAGACGUGCUGUUCAUCCACGGCAUCCUGGGGGCGGCUUUUAAGACGUGGCGCCAGAGGGAUCGAAAUGCGUUACGAGACGAGAACGACGAAGACAGCGGGGAUGAUUACACGGAGUGCUGGCCAAAGACGUGGCUAGCAGCGGACUGUCCGAAUCUGAGGGUGUUAUCGGUGGAAUACGACAGCCACCUUAGUGACUGGGUGGCCAAGUGCCCGGCCGAGAAUCAGAGAAAGUCCUUGGCCUUCAGGAGUCGAGAGCUACUCAAAAAGCUUAAGAUGGCGGGAGUUGGAGACCGGCCGGUGGUCUGGGUAGCUCACAGUAUGGGAGGCUUGCUGGUGAAAAAAAUGCUGAUUGAUGCCUCGGAGGAUCCGGACAUGAGCGAUCUGUUCCAAAACACCAAGGGCAUUUUGUUCUACAGCGUUCCCCAUCACGGCACCUUCAUGGCAGAAUACUCAGUCAAUGUCCGCUAUCUACUUUUCCCUUCCAUUGAGGUCAGAGAGCUUUGCAGAGACUCUCCGGCACUGCGUGACCUGAACGAGAACUUCUUGAAUAUGGCCAAAGAAAAAGAGAUCAAGGUGCUAAGCUUUGCAGAGACGCUGCCCACAAACAUUGGUCCGAUGAUCAAGAUACUGGUGGUGCCUGCACAGUCUGCCAAUAUCGGCAUCGGGGACUUGAUCGAGGUGGACGUGGAUCAUCUCAGCAUCUGCAAGCCAGAGAGGAAGGACUCAUUUUUGUACAAGCGCAGCCUCCAGUUCAUCCAGGAAACACUGCACAGUUCCAUCGGUCGAUGACGACAACUUUUCAUCCCAGGAUACUCCAAGCAACCCUGAACCACAACUCUUCAUCAUAGCCGACUUUACUCAUCACGAAUAUUGCAGUCACAGUGAAGAGUUGCCAGUAGUGAUAGUAAACUGGAUGCUGAUCUCUCACAAAGUGGAUUUCAACACUUAUUUUAAAAGUGGUUGGUGUAACAAAAAAACAUGUCCACCUGCUUUUAUUUUUCCUAAAUUAAGACAGACCAUCUUAUUUAUUUCAGACAUGAUUCUUAAUGUUUUUUUUAACCAUGACACUGGCUUAUCAUGAAGUAUUUAAGACCAACGUUAUACUUGUUGUUUAUUUAUGCUGAAUUUAGGGACCUAUUUUGAUGUGCAACUUCAACUACCACUGUUCAAAUACAUUUUUAAAAAUUCUUUUGCAUCACACAUUUCAGUGAGAAUAAAACGUGUUAAGUUGGGGGUCUCAA
This is a messenger RNA of Hippocampus comes (tiger tail seahorse), 2729 nucleotides long. RefSeq names its product serine active site containing 1 (gene serac1). The transcript has 17 exons. Bases 298 to 2277 code for a protein of 659 amino acids. The record is from RefSeq and is a predicted model, not a curated record. NCBI's taxonomy places the organism in Eukaryota, Metazoa, Chordata, Actinopteri, Syngnathiformes, Syngnathidae.